Messenger RNA from Paramuricea clavata, 948 nucleotides. NCBI's taxonomy places the organism in Eukaryota, Metazoa, Cnidaria, Anthozoa, Malacalcyonacea, Plexauridae. The record is from the annotation of a GenBank genome assembly.
AUGGCUGCCGAACAUGCUUCGUGUAGCUCCUACGAAAAUCAAAUUAAACAGCUUCAAGUAACCUUCUUCCACAUUCUAUUAAAGUACGAAAGCUAUCUAGAGUAUAACAACGACAAUAAAGUAAAAUGGUCCGGCGGCUUAGUGAAACUAAAGAGUUUUGUUGUCAAUUUAUUCGGCGAUGAAGGCAAGUGGAGCUCGCCUGGUGGGAGUGCGAAAUUAUUUCAAAGUAAUUGGAUUAGUAUUACUUGGUACGCUAAUACGGAAUCAAUUUUAUUUCAACGCGAACUGAAGGAACUAAUAGAGGACUCUUCCGGGAAUAAAACAACAACGAACUUGAUAAACAUAAGCGACGAGUCAAAAGUUAAGCAGAGCGUACCAAAUAUGUCAAGCGCUAUGAACAAACUUUAUGAUCAUGUAGCCUUUACAGUUAAUUACAUCUAUAGUCAAGACCUAACCUCAAAGAAAACGGUGUCUGAAUGUGGUAUACAGACGGAUAUAUACCCGAUGAGUACAAAUCUUGCUCACAUUGAUAAUCAAGGCACAAUCUUUAAGAAUGCGGUGUGUGAGAUCUGUAUUCAAACGGACGUUAAUCCGAUAAACGAAAAUCUUACCCAGAAUAAAGUCAAAGAGCAUAUACCCAGUUCGUUUUACGAGCUUUCAACCGAUCUUAAAGGCACCAAACUAGACAUCGUAAUUAUGGAAUGCAAAAUUGCAAGUGGGGUUCGUGAGAAUGGUCAAGCAAUAGAUCAAACUCGUGCCGAAUUGGCAGAUAUCAGAGAUGAUCAGCAGAAAGCCACACAUCGCGAUAAAGCAAUAAUAGAGUUAUUGUCAAAGCAAAACAGUGCUCUCUCUGAUAAAGUUAAUACUUUGAGCUUAGACUUGGAAAAAUUGAAAGCAAAUUUACAUAAAGUUGAACAAAAGCAUGUUUCUGAUCACCCUACUCAAUGA